CUCUCUCUCUCUCUCUCUCUCUCUCUCCAGCUGCGUUGUCUCCGUCAAUUGAAGCCCUUCUGGAUCAAAUUCCUAGUUGGUAGAACCAAAUUUUGGGUGGAGAAGAUGUCGGGGAAAGGCGCAAAGGGUUUAAUUACGGGCAAAACCACAGCAGCUGCCAACAACAACAACAAAGACAAAGACAAGAAGAAACCCACUUCUCGCUCUUCUCGUGCUGGUCUCCAGUUUCCUGUUGGUCGGAUCCAUCGUCUACUGAAAGAAAGAACCAUGGCAAAUGGGAGAGUGGGAGCCACCGCGGCUGUCUAUUCUGCAGCUAUCUUGGAGUAUUUGACAGCAGAGGUGUUGGAGUUAGCUGGGAAUGCGAGCAAGGAUCUCAAGGUGAAACGUAUCACUCCAAGACAUUUGCAGCUUGCAAUUCGAGGUGAUGAAGAACUUGACACCCUGAUCAAAGGAACCAUUGCUGGUGGAGGUGUGAUUCCGCACAUCCACAAGUCGCUCAUCAACAAGUCAUCCAAAGAAUAGCUUGCACAGGGCAGUGGUUUCUUCUGCUUGCUUGCUUGUGGAUAAAGUUUCUUUUUCUACUAGAAUUAGUAGCAUUGACAUGCAUUUAUGUUUCUAAAUGGUUGGCCAUAUCCAAUCUGGGUUCUGAUGUAGUUGUGCUGGACAUGUAUUUGUGUCAUUUUGGGUUACAUCAUGUUCAUGUUGUGUUUGGAUUGACAUGUGUAAUCCGUGAACCCGUAGUGUCAAAAAUCUCCAUGUUCCCAGCUGAAGAGACCAAAUUAUAUUAUCAAGAAGUUGGCCUCAUGGCAAUCCUCGAAAAGGCAAAACUAGAGCAACUUCAAACACCAUUACAACCGAAACAAGAAAGCCCAACCCUACUCCAGAAUCAUGAACAACGAUUGCUGAAACCACCAAGAAUGUGAAAUAACCAUUUCAGAUGGUCGCCACCUUUGGAACGUCCACCGGAAACAUGUCAAUCUCAGCCAUCCAUGGGUUCUUCUCCUUUGCUGGCUUUAUGGUCCUCAAAGCUUUCCAAAUUCCACUGUUACAUUUGAACCCUGACCCAAAUGCUAUCUGCCAUACUCUGUCUCCCCUUUUCACUCUACCCUUGGCUUCUGUAUAAGCCAAUUCAUACCACGGUGAGCUGCUAGAGGUAUUGCCGAAUCGAUAGAGUGUCAUCCUCGAAGGCUCCAUAUGCCAGUUAGAAAGGUGCAUGUUCUUCUCUAUUUCAUCCAAAACACCUCUUCCUCCCGCAUGGAUGCAGAAAUGCUCGAAAGCAAGCUUAAAAUCUGGAAUAUAAGGCUUGAACUUCAUCUUGAGAAGCUUUCUCCCAACUAAUGUGGCAAAGAAGAGUAAUUGUUCAGACAUGGGCAGAACAAGAGGACCCAAUGUAGUGAUGUUGGUUUUCAAAGCAUCACCAGCAACAGCCAUGAGCUCCUUAGACAAAGAAACACCAACCUUUCCAUUGGAAUCCUCUUCUUGGGUCACACAGGCAAAGCACUUAUCAUCAGCGCCCUUGUGCGUGCGGACAGUGUGCACCAAUCGAUAUUUGGAUCUUCUUCUCUCAGAAAAUUUGUUAGAAAGCAGCACUGCAGCCCCACCCAUUCGAAAUAAGCAAUUUGAAACAAGUUUUGACCGAUCAUUCCCAAAGUACCAGUUCAAAGUGAUAUUUUCCAUGCUGACAACCAAGGCAUAUGAGUUAGGAUGGACCUGAAGAAGUUUUUUAGCAAGAUCAAUUGAUAUUAGACCUGCACUGCAGCCCAUGCCACCUAAAUUGUAGCUAACGAUAUUUCCUAGAAGCUUGUAAUGGUUGAUAAUCAUGGCAGAUAAAGAUGGGGUUGGAUUGAACAAGCUACAAUUCACAACUAUGAUUCCAAUGUCUUUGGGUCUUACAGAGGUCUUAGCUAGAAGUUCAUCAAUGGCCCCGAACAUCACUGCCUCGGCUUCCUUUCUAGCUUCUUUCAACGAUGGAUUUGGAGGCAUAUUCAUGACAGCCUCAGGAAGGUAAGUGUGAUCCCCAAGGCCAGAUCUUUCAAGUAUCUUUCUCUGAAAUGCAAGAUUCUCCUCUGUAAAUGCACUAGUUAACUGAGACUGAUCCACAAAUAUCUUCAUCGUGCACCUUCGAGCUUCAUCGGGCUUGUAGCAUGAGAAGUCCACCAGGUAAACAGGGCGGGGACGAGUGAGGAAGUAGAUGGUGGAUAUAAAAACUAGAAGAGAAGAGCAGAGGAUAACAGAGAUAAGGUUAUACUGGAGGUUAUCCCAAAGAUCAUAUAGAUCUUGGAUAGAAAAUGUUGAGAUUUGAGCAGCAAUUAUGACCACAAGAGGGGAAAGGAAGAGGAACAUUCCAUGAGUUAUAAGGUAAUGAUAGCCAAGCAUAACAUAUUUUCAGCUUGACUGAUUUCUGAUAAUCUGGGAGCUUCUGUGAUGAUGGCGGCAUCAAUGGAGUGUUCACUUUUGGUUCCAUCAUUUUUCUCCC
Molecule: messenger RNA, 2476 nt
Organism: Ilex paraguariensis (yerba mate)
Lineage: Eukaryota; Viridiplantae; Streptophyta; Magnoliopsida; Aquifoliales; Aquifoliaceae
Source: the annotation of a GenBank genome assembly